CUGGCCGGAGCGAGAGUGUUGUGAGAGUUGAGGCAGGACGCUGGAAGGGAAAAGAAGAGCAAGGAGAAGAAAAGAAGCAAGACGGGAUAAAAACACAGAGAAAAAAAGAGAGAGGAAAAAGAAACAGAGAGAAAUCUGGCACCGGUGUGAGAAACGAGGGGAAAAAAAGCGCUGCGACGGAGCUGUGCGAGGAGGCGGGAGCGGCAUGGUGCAGCAGGCGCAGCGCGAGGAGUGCGAGGGCGCGGGCAGGGGGGACGCCGGCGCCGACUCGGAUGAGAGCGAGUUCGCCGCGCGCAGCCCCGCGCCCGGCGCCGAGGCCAACCCAGACUGGUGCAAGACGGCCACGGGCCACAUCAAGCGACCCAUGAACGCCUUCAUGGUUUGGUCCAAGAUCGAGAGGCGCAAGAUCAUGGAGCAGUCGCCGGACAUGCACAACGCCGAGAUCUCCAAGCGCCUGGGCAAGCGCUGGAAGAUGCUCAAGGACAGCGAGAAGAUCCCGUUCAUCCGCGAGGCCGAGCGCCUGCGCCUCAAGCACAUGGCCGAUUACCCUGACUACAAGUACAGGCCGAAGAAGAAGCCCAAGCUGGACGGCGCCAACGCCGGUGCCUCCAAGCCGGAGAAGGCGGCGUCGUCGCCGGAGAAGGCGUGCGCCAAGGCGUCCAAGAGCGCCGCGAGCAAGCGCUGCCCCAAAGCCAAGGCGAGCAGCAAGUCCGGAGCCAAAGCGGCGGCGCACCAUCACCUCCACCAGCAGCAGUUCCAGCACCAUCACGGCGACGAGUACGCGCUAAAGAGCACGAGAGGGGCGGCGGGCAAGAGCGCGAGGAGCAGCAUGGACUUCUCGGACGACGACGAGGACGAGCACGACGAGCACAGCCUCGAGGACGAGUGCGAGGAGCGCGCGCGGGUGCCCGCCAGCCCCACGCUCAGCUCGCCGGGCGAGUGCGAGGGCGCGAGCAUGUACGAGGACGUGCGCAGCUCGCGGCUCUACUACAGUUUCAAGAACAUCACCAAGCAGCAGAGCGGCGUGCACGCCUACUCGCUCGCGCACUCGGCGUCAGCGUCGCCGGCUUCAGCCUCGUCCCGCUCAGCCUCCACGUCAUCUUCAGGCUCGUCGGACACCGACGACCUGCUGUUCGACUUUAGCCUGAACUUCGCGGCGGCGGCGGCGGCGGCGCACGGCGCCGAGAGCGGCGGCCAGAACGCGGGCGGCCUCGCGCUGUCGCUCGUGGAUAAAGACUUGGACUCGUUCAGCGAGGGCAGCCUGGGCUCUCACUUCGAAUUCCCCGACUACUGCACGCCCGAGCUGAGCGAGAUGAUAGCCGGGGACUGGCUCGAGAAGAACUUUUCAGACCUGGUCUUCACGUACUGAGUACUGAACAUUAAACCAGAGUAAAACUCAAUAACAAUGACCGCUCAACACGUCUGAGGAGAAGAAAACACACAAAGACGUGUAGCUACAAAGUUUGGUUUGGCCGCCCUCCUCGCUGUGCCGUUAGCCUGGCUGAGGAGGAGAAGCAGGAGGAGAAGCAGGAGGAGGAGGCGGGGAGAGAGAGAUAGAGAGAGGGGAGGUUUGAGGAAGCAGAUGCGUACGAAGCUGGUACUGUAGCAAAAGAUAAAAUAAAAUAAAAGAGAAAGAAAAAAGCGAAACAAAAAAGUCUGCAAACCUUUUUUUUAUCUAGCAGCAUGACAGGGUUUUAUGGAUUUUUUUGUCGUAGGUCUACAUUUACUGAUCGAUUCAAAAACGGACCACGAAGGGGAAAAAAUCUAAGAACUUCUAUGCAUCGUACCCUCUUUCUUUCUAACUGCAGGGAGCUGAACUCGUUGAGACUGUGGACUGAGUCGAAGCAAAAUCUGUGAACUGUUAGUUCCUGUUUUGUUUUUGGUUUUUUUUUCGUUUUUUUUCCAGAACGUUUACUUUCUAACGGUCGUUUGUGACGUUUACUUUCCAACGGUCGUUUGUGACGUUUCUUAAACGCUGCGAAAAAAAAACAAAAAAAGUUUAUUGUUUUUGUAACCGACGCCGUUUUCUGUACCGGUUUGAAACUUUAGCAGCCUAAACUCCUCUCCAGCUGUCGCAGGUGUUUUGGGAGGACACAUUUUGAUACAUGAACAGACCUCAUCUUUUUAAAAGAAAGCAAACUAUUUUCAGGCAUAUUUUUGUACAGGUCAAAGGGAAUGUUCUUACUGUGCGCUCAGUGAGUUUCAGGCACUUCUUUCCCUUCUCGUUUGGUUUUAGCAUGCAAGGGAGUUCUGAUUUUAAGGAUUAAGUUAAGACUUGCAUCAAAACAAACAAAAAAAAAUUAAAUGCCUUGUGAUUUUAAGCUAGGUUUUUUUUUUCUUUUUUGUACAGUUGUAGAUCAGAUUUGUUGAGUAUUUGUAGAACAUAUGGCAUUUGUGGGGAGAGACGUACCUCCAUGCUGGUACUAGUUUGAAGAUUGUAUAUGUACUGUAAAAUAGUAAAAGUUAGGAGUUUAUGUAUAUCAUACUCGUGAUAUGUGGAUGGGUCCCAAAUCGCAGGUGUGAAACUGGAUUUUUUUUUCUUUUUAAUGGCACAUACUGUUUCCCCUUCAUUUUGUUUGUGCAAUAUAUUUACUUGUAAAUGCAGACCAUCUACAUUUUUGUUGUAGCAAAUGAUGGACAGGCAGACGCAAGUGCUGUCAACCACACUAUCUGUCAUGUUGCUGAAGUCUGGCUUUGCAGCUAUGAGGAAAGAAAGGCAUCAGCUGGAACUGAUAGGAAACAUGAAAAUGACCACAAGGCAGUGAUGCAUUUCUGUGGAAAGAAAACUUGCAUCGCUUAUGAUAAUCCUUAGAAUAAACGACCCAUUAAACUGGACAGUUGACAUCCCUAAACAAAUCUGUAAAGUUUGACCCAGUUUGUUGGCAACAUAUGUGUCAGGAUGGGCUAGUGUUGGUCCUAGGUGGUCCGGCUGAGA
Messenger RNA from Colossoma macropomum (tambaqui), 2935 nucleotides. RefSeq names its product SRY-box transcription factor 11a (gene sox11a). Gene Ontology annotation, biological process: neuron differentiation; positive regulation of transcription by RNA polymerase II; anatomical structure morphogenesis. The transcript has a single exon. NCBI's taxonomy places the organism in Eukaryota, Metazoa, Chordata, Actinopteri, Characiformes, Serrasalmidae. The record is from RefSeq and is a predicted model, not a curated record. Bases 206 to 1369 code for a protein of 387 amino acids. Gene Ontology annotation, molecular function: DNA-binding transcription activator activity, RNA polymerase II-specific; RNA polymerase II cis-regulatory region sequence-specific DNA binding.